AACCCAAACCUCGUCGGCACCAAAAUCCUAAAGCAAUAAUUUGUUUCCGGUGGUAGGAGAAAUGGAAAAGGUCUCCGUGACUCGACAUAAUUCCGAUGAAAUCGAUAAGUUCCUCGACGGAGAGGCGAGUUUUGCCGAUAUGAUGUUUGGGUUCAUGGACGAAAGCAAAGAUUUCGACGACAAGAAUCCGGGAGACUUCGCCGGCGGAGACGAUGAGGAUGAUACACAGGUUGAACAGACGAGAAUUUUCUGGGAAACCCAAGAGCGGCUUCUUCAGUCAACGUUGUUUCGAACAACAACUCUAGAAUUAAGAAUCCGACGAGCAACGAAAGAAGCAUUGAGUGAACUGAACGCUGUGGGAGUGCAAUGCGCUUGUCGGAGACCGGUGGCCGGACAAUGCCGGAGAUGUUUGCAAAGGGAAGUCUCGGCAAGACAAUCCAGACAAUCGCAUUUCUCGCUGCUGUAUAUGGAAAAGACGAGGAAUAUGGUGACUCCAAACCAGUGAAGGAAAACCAGGUUGAACAAAAAGGACCUGUAUUAAUAAUCUGCCCCACUUCUGUCAUCCAUAAUUGGGAGUGUGAAUUCUCCAAAUGGGCACCCUUUAAUGUUUUUAUUUACCAUGGGUCAAGCCGCGAAUUAAUUCUUGAGAAGCUACAAGCCAAUGGAGUUGAAGUUCUGGUUACUAGUUUUGACACGUUCAGAAUUCAUGGCAAUCUUUUGUCGGAGAUCAAGUGGGAGAUUGUGUUUGUUGAUGAAGCACACUGCCUAAAAAAUGAAAAAUCAAAACUCUAUAUAGCAUGUUUAGAGAUUAAGACUUGCAGACGAAUUGGUCUUACAGGAACCAUCAUGCAGAACAAAAUUAUGGAACUCUUUAACCUCUUUGACUGGGUUGCUCCUGGAUCCUUGGGAACAAGGGAACAUUUUCGGGAGCUUUAUGAUGAACCCCUCAAGCAUGGCCAGAGGUCAACUGCUCCUGAAAGAUUUGUUCGGGUAGCUGAUGAGCGUAAACAGCACCUGGCAUCAGUCCUUCAUAAAUAUAUGCUAAGAAGGACAAAAGAGGAGACUAUUGGACAACAUAUGUUGGGAAAGGAAGAUAAUGUUGUAUUUUGUGCCAUGAGUGAAUUGCAAAAACGGGUGUAUCAGAGAAUGUUGCAGCUGCCAGACAUCCAAUGUCUUAUAAACAAGGACCUGCCCUGUAGUUGUGGAAGCCCACUUAAACAAGGGGAAUGUUGUAAGAGGACUGUGCCUGAUGGAAUUGUAUGGCCUUACCUUCAUAGGGACAUCCCAGAGGGUUGUGAUUCAUGCCCUUUCUGCCUUGUCCUUCCCUGCCUUGUCAAGCUGCAACAGAUUAGUAAUCACUUGGAGCUUAUUAAGCCUAAUCCAAGGGAUGAACCGGAAAAACAAAGAAAAGAUUCAGAAUUUGCCUCUUCUGUUUUUGGUCCAGAUAUUGAUACGGUGGGAGGGACUGCCCCAAGUAACAGCUUUAUGGAUUUAAGUGACACUAGAUAUUGUGGCAAGAUGAAGGCCUUGGAAAAUUUAAUGUCCUCAUGGGCUUUGAUGGGUGACAAAAUCCUUCUUUUUAGCUACUCUGUCAGGAUGCUUGAUAUAUUGGAAAAGCUUCUUAUACGAAAAGGCUUUUGCUUUUCAAGACUUGAUGGAUCUACUCCAACUAACAUGCGCCAUUCUCUUGUUGAUGAGUUUAACUCAAGUCCAAGCAAACAAGUGUUCCUUAUAUCAACCCGAGCUGGUGGGCUUGGAUUGAAUCUUGUAAGUGCUAAUCGCGUGGUUAUAUUUGAUCCAAAUUGGAACCCUGCCCAAGAUUUACAGGCCCAGGACAGAUCAUUUCGUUUUGGGCAGAGGCGGCAUGUUGUGGUUUUCCGGUUUCUUGCAGCUGGUUCCCUUGAGGAGCUUGUAUAUUCACGUCAGGUGUAUAAGCAGCAGCUAUCAAACAUAGCUGUCUCUGGAAAAAUGGAAAAAAGAUACUUUGAAGGUGUGCAGGACUGUAAGGAAUUCCAAGGCGAGCUUUUUGGAAUUUGCAAUCUGUUUCGUGAUCUUUCAGAUAAACUUUUCACUAGUGAAAUUCUUGAAUUACAUGAAAAGCAACGGGAGCACCAUACCAAUAAGCAUGAAUCAAUCAAUCUAGGGGUCCUUCCAACUCCAUUGGAAGGAAGUGAAACAUUGUCAUCGGUGUCCAAGAAUUUGCAUCUUAGGACCAUAGAGACUGCUGCUACUGGUAAACCAGUCCUUGAAGACUUAGGUAUCUUAUAUGCCCAUCGUAACGAAGAUAUUGUGAACAAUAGACCUGGGAUACACCAGAAAAUAUUACUCAUUACUGAUGACAAUAACCCGAGAAUAGAUGCAAAUGCUUCACGGAAACGGAAAACAAAUGGUGAGGAAAAAGAUGCCUCGAGUAGAGACAGGAAAAAGAUUCAAUAUGGUUGCCUGGCGCAGAUCAAGGGCAUGGGACUGGUUGAGUUCAGUAAGUGGGUACUCUCCGCUACACCUUCGGAGAGGGAGAGUUUGCUUCAAGACUACAAAAGAAGAAAAAAAGAGACAUCAAAUGGUUGAAACAGUGUUGGUAAGCUCAAUCAUGAACUUGUAAAGCAACAGAUCGUUGAUAUUCUUCAUUUCCUUCAACCCUUCUUCUUAGUGAUAGGUCUAAGUCAUUUUAUGUAGAAAAUCCGAAAGGUUUUCGAAUGUGAACCCAAUUUAGUCUUUAAUUAGUUCACGAAGCCAGCCUUUAGCGGUAAUAUCUAACACAAGUUUCAGACUCAAUCUCAAACCUUACACUCUUUGUAUCAAAAUAGAGAAGUUUUUACAAUGUACAAUACAUAUGGACAGUAGGGUGUUCCAGAGCUGGAGAGGCACAAGAAUGUAUGUGUACUUUGUUCCUUUUUACA
This is a messenger RNA of Hibiscus syriacus, 2900 nucleotides long. Its product is annotated as switch 2-like. The coding region runs from base 367 to 2568 and encodes 733 amino acids. Gene Ontology annotation, molecular function: ATP binding; ATP-dependent chromatin remodeler activity. NCBI's taxonomy places the organism in Eukaryota, Viridiplantae, Streptophyta, Magnoliopsida, Malvales, Malvaceae. The record is from RefSeq and is a predicted model, not a curated record. The transcript is spliced from 7 exons.